AUGGUGGGCGAUUUUGCUGGAUCCUUUGAUGAGUUCGUCGAUGGGUUUGGCCGCUGCUCUCCCGGUCGCUGGAAGCCAUGCAACCCGGGCACGGUGAUGUCAGCGGAAGCCUUGGACUUUGCGCAGCGCUUGAAUCAGGCGGUUUGUCGUGGAGUGUGUUCCAGAUUUGGCGAAGUCGACUUUUCGUCUGGCGACGGGGCACUGGAACGGUCCGCUGUUGACCAGGGUCGCUUGGAAGAGCUUGGGGAGGACUGGUUCAACAUGGCGAUAGCUCAGACCCUUCGGAUUCUUGGGGACCCAGACUAUCGCAUCAUCGAGGAAGGAAAAUUCUGCUUCGUGAACGGCGUCGAGGUCGGGCACACGGCGCCGCUGGGGCCAGUGCCUCAAGUGUUUCGAUUCCGCCGAAAGGAUCAGAAAUAUGAUGAGUCCAUCUGGCAGCCGUUGAUGCAGAACUACCGCGACGGGGCUGAAGUCGAGAAGGCCUUGGAGGAGGCUUUCACCAAAGAAGAGGCAGAAGGACGUAUGUUCCCGCUUUCUUUGGCGGAGGCGAAGGCGCGCUUCCCAGGGCCUGCUCCACGCAUUGCCGCUCAAGCAGUAAUUCCGAAACCUGACCAUGAGUUUCGUGUGGUCCAUGAUGGGACCCACGGGGUCCACGUCAACAAUGAGAUUGUUAUGCUUGACCGUCUUGAAUCACCUGGACCGAGGGAAAUUUCUUCGAUUCAGAAGCUGGGCAUGGUUGCCGAAGAGAAAGGAACUUUCGGAAUUGCUUCGGCGGCCUAUUGGUUCGCCCGCUUGAUUGGUCUGGUGGGCCGCUUGUCUCUUAGAGUGAUGCUGCAGGCUUUUGUUUUCAUGCUUAUUUAUGCAGACGACCUCCAUCUGCUCAGCGGCGGUUCAGAUCGAUGGCUCAACCUCUGGAUGUCCCUUGCCCUUUUGUGCAUGCAGGGCACACCCUUCUCGGAGAAGAAGUGGCGCGGGGGACUGCAAGUUGAUUGGGUCGGCUACUGGAUUGAUUAUAUGAUUAUGGCCGCUUUAAGAUUGGGAUUUCGGAGAAGAGAUGCCAGUGGAUCAUAUGAUCGAUUGAGGGCAUGGAGGGAGAUGGCUGGCUCGUGGACGUUCGUCGUUUUCACGAACUCCACGGCCGGUUAG
Symbiodinium sp. CCMP2592 is the source of this 1146-nucleotide messenger RNA. The record is from the annotation of a GenBank genome assembly. Lineage: Eukaryota; Dinophyceae; Suessiales; Symbiodiniaceae.